Molecule: messenger RNA, 369 nt
Organism: Radiomyces spectabilis
Lineage: Eukaryota; Fungi; Mucoromycota; Mucoromycetes; Mucorales; Radiomycetaceae
Product: RlpA-like double-psi beta-barrel-protein domain-containing protein-containing protein
Exons: 1
Coding region: 1-369 (122 amino acids)
Source: RefSeq, a predicted model, not a curated record
AUGCAUUCUUCUUUUCUGGUUGUACUGAUCUGCAUUGCCACUUUAUUCUCCGUUCAGGCGGCCCCGGUCCUGAAUAAACGUGGCGAUCACCAAGGUCAAGGCACUUUCUACAAUGUAGGCAUGGGGUCGUGUGGCAAAAAGAACAAAGACAGUCAAAUGGUAGCGGCGCUCAGUGGGCAAUUAAUGGACGAAAAUGAUUACUGCGGCAAAAAGAUCAAGGCUUCCACCAAACAUGGCUCGGUCACCGUCACCGUCGUUGACACAUGUCCCGAGUGCGAUAAACAUGAUAUCGACUUUAGCCCGGCCGCUUUCAAGAAACUUGGUGACUUGAACGAUGGCGUCCUGGACAUCAGUUGGCAAUUUGACUAG